AUGAAGAAUUGCAAAGCAGUUGCUACUCCCUUGAUUGUGAAUGAAAAGUUGUCAAAGGAAUAUGGAAGCAAAGAAGCUGAAGCAUCUUGUUAUAGAAGUUUGGUUGGAAGUUUGUUGUACUUAACUGCUAUAAGACCAGACAUCAUGUAUAAUACAAGUUUAUUGUCUCGGUUCAUGCACAGUCCGAGCCAAAUUCAUUUUGGGGUUGCAAAAAGAGUGUUGAGAUAUGUUCAAGGUACAUUUGAUUAUGGAAUUUUUUAUGAGAAAUUUGUUGAUGCAAAGUUACUUGGAUUUUGUGAUAGUGAUUGGGCCGGAUGUGUUGAUAAUAUGAGAAGCACUUCUGGGUAUGCAUUUUCUCUUGGAUCGGGCGUAAUUUCAUGA
Messenger RNA from Camellia sinensis, 381 nucleotides. The record is from RefSeq and is a predicted model, not a curated record. Lineage: Eukaryota; Viridiplantae; Streptophyta; Magnoliopsida; Ericales; Theaceae.